Molecule: messenger RNA, 567 nt
Organism: Notothenia coriiceps (black rockcod)
Lineage: Eukaryota; Metazoa; Chordata; Actinopteri; Perciformes; Nototheniidae
Product: RNA-binding protein 20-like
Exons: 6
Coding region: 1-567 (188 amino acids)
Source: RefSeq, a predicted model, not a curated record
AUGAUAUGCUGGGGCAACAAGCUGGGUUUAGUGUCAAUGACCAGAAGAGCCCACCCACAAUCACAUCUUUCUUCAAGUGGUACACAGGGAUUUGGGGGCUACCAACCCCUGCAUGGAAGUGAUGAAACCCUAUCUUCAGGUACCAGGACACUUCAGCCUUACCAAGUCAAUGAUUACCAUGCCGUCACACCCACUCAACUGCCACACCAGUGUAGCAUCUGUGACAAGAAGGUCUACAACCUCAAGGACUGGGACCAGCACGUGAAGGGAAAACUACACCUACAGAACCGAACCUUGUACGCAAAUGAAAGCUCCGCAGUGGUAUCAGCUGGAGCUGUUCACUACUCUGUCGGUAGGCCUUCUGAUGGCGGUCUGAAUGCUGGAGGGACGAACUCAAUGGUUUACUCCUCUGCAAGUCAAGAUGUAUCCACUGGAGCUAAUGCAUCAUACUUGCCUGCUGCAGCCAUGAAGACUUAUCCCACGUCAGACACGGGAUUUUCCUCGCAUCAGCCAGAGUCAAAGGCCACCGCCGCCAGAUACACCUCGAUUGGGAAGUUGAGACACUGA